Messenger RNA from Scleropages formosus (Asian bonytongue), 2485 nucleotides. It is a transcript of the gene cfap100, whose product is annotated as cilia and flagella associated protein 100. The transcript has 15 exons. Lineage: Eukaryota; Metazoa; Chordata; Actinopteri; Osteoglossiformes; Osteoglossidae. The coding region runs from base 225 to 1955 and encodes 576 amino acids. The record is from RefSeq and is a predicted model, not a curated record.
CGUUGUGCCGCAUCGCCAUCUAGCGGCCGUCCUGCAAACGUUGCCACGGCAACCGAACCCAAACAAGGAAUUCUUCGAGCCGCAGCGAGAUUCCGACGUGACGCCGAACAGUUCCACAGCAUCAAAAGGUCUAGACGGCGCUGGGAGACUUUCACGAAGUACCUGGAGAGGGUAACACACAUCUUGCAUAGACUAAAUCGUUGCUGUCCUGGUCUGGUCCAGUGAUGUCAGAGGAUGCAAAGGAAGAGUCUGCAGCACAUGCAGGUGCUGGGAGCGACGUGUUGCAGCGAGGGAGGAACCCUUUCAAAGUGCCUGCCAACUGUAACAUCUUCCUGCUCCGGAACAAGGAAAAGGAGCAAAGAAAGAAGAAGCAAGAACAGCUUCGGAAUCUCAAAGUCCACGAGAAGCACGCUUACAUCGGGAAGAUGAACUGCAAGCGUGCGGAGCUGAGACGGAAAUUGCGCCUGGCGGAGUAUGAAGAUGAGUCGGGCAGCAGCGCUGAAAAGAAAGCUCAGGAGCUCAGGGAGAGCCACAUUGGGAAGAUAGCCAUGCUGAAAGAUCACAACAUUGAGAAAGAGACCAUUAGUGAGUUUAUCGCCAAGAAAAGAGAAAUGUUCCUGCUGGAGUACUCCCUGGCCGUGAAGCGAGGGGAGAUCAGUCAUCUGGAGGAGGUGGCUGCCGCAGAGGAAAAGAAACUCCUGAAUGCGGAGAAGUUCCUGGAAGAAGAUGUCAUGAUGUUCGACAGCUUCCUGAAAGAGAACGACAGAAACGCUGUGGAGGCUGUAAAAAACGCUGAACAAGAGACGCGGGAGAAACUGGAGAAAAUGUCGGAAAUAAAGAAGAUUAUGUCUAAAAUUGCAGCCAUCAAAAGUGACAUCUCCAAGUUUGAGGAGACCUUGGCAGAGUAUACCAUGUACAGAGACUUUCUGACCAAACUGUCACCCCUGGAGUGGCAGGAGAAAGAACGGGUUUGGCGGAAGAGGAGGGCGAAGCCUCAGCUCCCUGACAAAGACCAGGGGAAGAGGGGAGAGCAGCCAGGAAAAACACUUCCAGUCCCGCCUCCUGAAACGCUCGCAGGAGCUGAGAGGAAGGCCUCCGGGGCGGGGAGAGAGCUGCGGGCUCUGCGAGCUCUGCGAGACACCAGGACGCCGUCCACACUCCGGCUGAAGGCCACCAGUCAGAGAAGCCAGGACUCGAGAGCAGAAUCUCGGACAGAAGAUGCUAGCUCAUCCGAUAACGAUGAGGAGGAGCCGCAGCUGUACUUCACACACCCUCAGCAGCUCCUGGACCUGCUGAGCGACCUGGAAGAGCAGAACCUGUGCCUGAUCCAGAACUCCCGAGAGACCGAGGAGGCACUGGAGGAGUACACUCACACCAUGAACUCUACACGCAAAAAGAUGGAGCAGGAGACUGAGCAGCUGAUGCAGCAGAUUGAUACCAUGACACGGACCAUCGAGAAGGAGCAGAAGAGGGCAGCUGAGGUGGAGCUCAAGGUCCGUCUGCUCUCCUGUGGGAAGGAUAUUGCGGAGGACCAGGAUGCCAUGCUGGACCUGUUGGGGCGCAAGGUGGAGGAAGUGUACCGCACUUGUACCGGGAACAGCGAGGUCAGCCUCAGCCCAGUGCAGAUGUUGACAGCUGUUGAGCAGCGGCUCGGCGAGCUCUUGGAUUCUGUCGAGCUGAUCCCACGGGACCGAGUGCUGCUGGCUGAGCAGGCCAAGGAGAAGGAGAGGAGACUCAGGCUGAAGGAGGAGAAGCUUCUGCAGCAGAAACAGCACCAGGAAGAGCGCCUGCGCAAGUCCCUCGAGAGAGCGCAAGCAGCCAUUAAGAAGACGACUGGAAAGAAGCUGAUGUACAGGUCAAAGCCACCAGCAACCAAAACAAAGGAGAGUCUGAACACUGAAAGCACCGAUCAAGAGAAAGAGGAACAACUCUACUUCUUCACCAUGAGCAGAUAAACAGAUCAACCCCCCAGCGUUUUACUAAUGUCUCUUGGCUAUUUUUUUUUUUUGGACUGAAAAUUCCUCUGCAUUAUUGGCAAAUAUUCUGCAAAUACAUAAAUAUCUGUUUUACAAAAACAUGCACAAAAAUACAAAGAAAGCUCCAGCAUCCUUCCCCAGAAAUAUAGAUGGGUACAUGACAAGGAGCUGCCCUGUGAUACGAAGGACCUCGUUUCUGCUAUUUGUACAGAAAUUGAAUAAUUUUUUUAAAGUAAAUGUUUCUUGUGGAAAAUUUACAGCCUUUUGAAAUAGCAACUUCAGUUUUAACUACAGCACAAAAAAAGCAAAGGCUGGGAAAUCUAUUUCAGACAUUGAAACAUUGUCCCCAUGUGCAUCUCAGGUCUCAGUUUUAUACCUAGAUGCUGAGAUCACAGAGAAAUAAUUAAAACUAAAGCCACAACUCCCGCUUGUGCCUCACCGAGUUUAUUCAGAACUGUUAUACUUUGAUUUUCCAUUUCAUAAACCAAACCUAAUAAAUAAAGUACAUG